Myiozetetes cayanensis is the source of this 2091-nucleotide messenger RNA. It is a transcript of the gene SMPD2, whose product is annotated as sphingomyelin phosphodiesterase 2. Gene Ontology annotation, molecular function: sphingomyelin phosphodiesterase activity. Lineage: Eukaryota; Metazoa; Chordata; Aves; Passeriformes; Tyrannidae. Gene Ontology annotation, cellular component: cytoplasm. The coding region runs from base 610 to 1734 and encodes 374 amino acids. The transcript is spliced from 11 exons. The record is from RefSeq and is a predicted model, not a curated record.
CCGUUGCCUGCCGGGACGCGUAGUCCCCCCAGUCCCGCGCCGCUGCCGGCCCGCUCCAGGUCUGCUCUCGGCUCCGCCUGUCGCUCCGCGCCCCGUUCCUCCUGUUAUUCCGCUCCCGUCCCCGCUAGGCUGGUUGCCGCAUUCCGCUUGUUGCUCCGCUCCGUCUGUUGCCCCGCUCCUCCCGUAGCUCCGCUCCUCCGGUUGUCCCGCUCCUCCUGUUGCGCCGCUCCGCCUGUUGCCGCUUCCCUGUCCCGCUCCGCGUCCCGCUGCUGUAGCGCCGCCCGCCCGUCCCUCGGGAAGCUGGGAGAGGAGAGCGCCUCGAAGGGCUCAGCCUUGCCCUUUUGCCACGCCAGCCCGGAUCCCUGGCUCUGUCCUGCACCCUCCGCCGGCUCCCCGGGGCUGUUCCCCCAACCUGCACCCUGCAGGAUUUCCCCCUGCCCAGCGUUGCCCUCUGGCCCCUGCAAAAUCCAGCAAGUGAUGGAGGGUGAUCCUGCCCUGCGCCUUCGUGUCUUUGACCUCAACUGCUGGCUGUGACUGUCACCCCUCUCUGGUAGGGCCAUUCGCUACCUGAGCAAACGGCGGCAGGAACGCAUCCGACUCAUUGGGGACAUGCUGCGCCAGGAGGACUUUGAUCUGGUGCUUCUCCAGGAGGUGUGGAGUGAGCGGGACUACAGUGACUUGAAUGUGAAACUAGGAGGCUGUUACCCCUUCUCUCAUUACUUCCGCAGUGGGGUGAUCGGCAGCGGCCUCUGCGUUUUCUCCAGGUUCCCCAUUCUGGACACACUUCUCUACCAGUACUCACUGAAUGGGUACCCCUACAUGCUCCAGCACGGGGACUGGUUUUGUGGCAAGUCUGUCGGCCUCGUCAUCAUUAAAAUCUCAGGGAUCAUCUUCAACAUCUAUGUCACCCAUCUGCACGCUGAGUACUGCCGGGAGAAGGACGCCUACCUGCCCCACCGCCUGGUGCAGGCCUGGGAGCUGGCACAGUUCAUCCGACACACCUGCAAGGCGGCUGAUGUGGUGUUGCUGGGAGGGGACCUGAACAUGCACCCCGAAGAUGUGGGCAUCCGGCUGCUGUGUGGCUGGACAGGGCUGCGGGAUGCCUUUGCUGAGGCCACACACUUUGAGGGCUGUGAGGAUGGUUGUACCCUUGUCCCCAACAACUGCUUCACUGACAAAUCAGAGCUGCUGCCCUUCCCACUGGGUAUCCGCAUCGAUUACAUCCUCUACAAGGCCAUCUCCAGCUUCACGGUAAAGUGUGAAGAGCUGAAAACCACCACAGGGGCAGCUCCGGGCAUGGACGUCCCCUUCUCGGACCAUGAAGCUGUGAUGGCAACACUGCACAUCCAGAGGCAGGGACAGGCUGCGGGUGCCACCCUCACCACUACUGAGCCAAUGCUAGCAGAUGUGGUGACAGAGGCACGGACAGAGGUGGGCGUGGGGCUGCGGGCAGCGCAGCAGCAGCGCUACUCCUCGGGCAGGAUGGCCUUGCUGGCCCUGCUGCUGCUGCUGCUGCAAGCCAUGGCCGCACUGGGUGCACUGGCAGGGCUGAACGCCGGGCAGCCCUUCCCCAAGCUCUCCUUCUGCCUGCUGGCCUUCCUUGCCAUUGGCAUUCUCCUUCUUGCCACUGGUCUCCACCUGUUUCACACCAUGGAGGUGAAGAUGCUGCACAGCACUGAGGAGCAGAUGCGGAUGGUGCUGCGGACGCUGCAGGAACGUCCCAGUGACGACUGAACCGAGGCUGUGGGUCCCACGUUCCCCCGCCCCCAGCCCUACUGUGUCCCUUUUUGAUCCUUUUUUUAGCUGGCUUCUGGCAGCAGUGCAGCCAAUGCAGUAGUGCAGGUUUGACAUCUGCCUAAGAGAAAUUAAGAUUUUGGGGGUAGAUUCGUUGCACUGGCCCUUGUGGGAACUACGAUGGAGGUGGGGUUUUAUUGCUUUUUAAAUACACCCUUUGUACCUGGAGGGACCUGCUGGCCUGGCUGGGAGACUUGAAAGGCUCAGGCUCCACAUGCCUGGGGUGGAAUGCUGGUGACUGCUCGAACAACCAGAUUUGAUUCAGAUAGAAAAUAAAGGUGGUAUUUUAGCCCUUGG